AUGACGACGUUGUUUGCAGCAGCGGCGCUCAGAGACCCUAAGCUUCAGAUCCCGACCUACCAUGGCUUUCGGUCUUCAUCCACCGCAUCUUCCCUCUUUCGCAAUGCUCUCUCCGUCCCUUCAUCCACUCGCUCCUCCUCCCUCAUACGCGCUGUUUCCACUCCUGAAAAGUCUGAAACUGCUACUGAGAAGAAGAGGAGCAAAGUUGAGAUAUUCAAGGAACAGAGCAAUUUCAUAAGGGAUCCUCUUAACGAGGAUAUGUCGAAUGAUGCGCCUAAUUUAAGCGAAGCGGGAACGCAGUUGAUCAAGUUUCAUGAUAGUUAUCAACAGUACAACAGAGAUGAGCGUGGUUCAAGAACCUAUUCGUUUAUGAUACGAACGAAGAACCCUUGUGGUAAAGUUUCAAACCAGCUUUACUUGACUAUGGAUGAUCUUGCUGAUCAGUUUGGAAUUGGGACCCUACGUUUGACUACUAGACAAACGUUUCAGCUGCAUGGUGUUGUUAAGAAGGAUCUUAAAACGGUUAUGGGUGCUAUUAUUAGAAAUAUGGGCUCGAGUCUCGGUGCCUGUGGUGAUCUUAAUCGGAAUGUGCUGGCUCCUGCUGCUCCUAUUGUGAGGAAAGAUUAUCUCUUUGCUCAAGAAACAGCAGAGAAUAUUGCUGCACUUUUGACUCCUCAAUCUGGUUUUUACUAUGAUGUUUGGGUAGAUGGGGAAAGAUUUAUGUCAGCAGAACCGCCUGAGGUAGUUCAGGCACGAAAUGACAAUUCUCAUGGGACAAACUUCACAGAUUCACUUGAGCCCAUUUAUGGAACUCAGUUCUUGCCGAGGAAAUUCAAAAUUGCAGUUACUGUGCCGACUGAUAACUCCGUGGAUAUUCUCACAAAUGAUAUUGGUGUUGUUGUUGUUACUGGUGAUCAUGUGGAGCCUCAUAUGUGUGUGAUGCACAAUACUGCACCGUUCUGUAGCUAA
Messenger RNA from Lathyrus sativus (Indian pea), 969 nucleotides. The record is from the annotation of a GenBank genome assembly. NCBI's taxonomy places the organism in Eukaryota, Viridiplantae, Streptophyta, Magnoliopsida, Fabales, Fabaceae.